AUGCUUCGUAAAAAUAGAAAACGUUACAGAAGAGGAACUCAAAUACGUGGUCCAACAUUGCAGGAUCAGAUUGUUGACCAUGUAGACGACCAGGCAGAUGGCUCACAUGAAUAUACCUUAGUAAGGGAACGCAAAUCUCGUUCUACGCCUAUAAAAAGGAAGAAAAAACGGGGCGUUGAUCGCCGUGUUGGUCGGCGCAUGAUUAUUGAUAUUCAUUUAGAAGUCUUAAACGAAUGUCAAAAAGGGGAUCUGCAUUCGACGAAAGAAGACUUCUUUCAAAUUUUGGUUCAAGAAUUCAUGGGAUUAGAAUUUAUGAAAGAGGAAAAUGUUCCUAAGGAAGGCUUUCUUACUCAGGAAAAUUUUUUUAAGAAAGAGGUUCCAAGUUCAGAUUCCGGGUUUAGGGAGGAAGACUUUGUUCCAAAGGAAUGUGUUUCUAAGGAACAGGGUUCCGGGUUUAGGGAAAAAGAAUUUAUUUAUAAGGGAGGAUUCGUUUCUAAGGAAUAUCUUCCUAAGGAAGAGGUUCCAAGUUCAGAUUCCGGGUUUAGGGAAGAAGACUUUGUUCCAGAAGGAAGGUAUUUCGAAGGAAGGAGUUGCUAA
Molecule: messenger RNA, 597 nt
Organism: Plasmodium coatneyi
Lineage: Eukaryota; Apicomplexa; Aconoidasida; Haemosporida; Plasmodiidae
Product: SICA antigen
Exons: 2
Coding region: 1-597 (198 amino acids)
Source: RefSeq, a predicted model, not a curated record